Penicillium chermesinum is the source of this 1071-nucleotide messenger RNA. RefSeq names its product ATG3/ATG10 family protein. The record is from RefSeq and is a predicted model, not a curated record. Gene Ontology annotation, biological process: autophagosome assembly; autophagy of mitochondrion; nucleophagy. Gene Ontology annotation, molecular function: Atg8-family ligase activity. The transcript is spliced from 2 exons. NCBI's taxonomy places the organism in Eukaryota, Fungi, Ascomycota, Eurotiomycetes, Eurotiales, Aspergillaceae. The coding region runs from base 1 to 1071 and encodes 356 amino acids. Gene Ontology annotation, cellular component: cytoplasmic ubiquitin ligase complex; cytosol.
AUGAAUAUCCUUCAUUCUACCCUCUCUACCUGGCGGGACCGGCUAGCGCCAGUCUCGCGCACUUCUACUUUCCGAAACACAGGCCAGAUCACACCAGAGGAGUUUGUCCUUGCAGGCGACUACCUGGUCUACAAGUUCCCCACAUGGUCCUGGGCCGACGCCUCCAGUCCGGCGAAGCGAGUCUCUUUCCUCCCAGACGGGAAACAGUUCCUUGUUACUCGUGGAGUGCCAUGUCACCGCCGACUGAAUGACAACUUUGCCGGAGAUGCGGGCCACGAAGAUGAGAUCGUUCGCGACAUGUUAGCUGGCGAAGGUGGUGCGGGAGAGCCAGGCAGCGAUGGCGAUGACGGCUGGCUACGAACGGGCGGAGGGGCCGACCGAGAUCAGCAGGAGGCUCGGAUCCGCGAUGUACGGACGGUCGACGAGUCAGGGAACGUCGGCGAGCAAGAAGAGGACGACGAAAUCCCAGAUAUGGAAGAUGAGGAUGAUGACGAAGAAGCUAUCAUCCGCGAGCCUGCGGGGCAGUCAGACACAACGCAACGGCUUCGCACCUACACGCUGUAUAUCACAUACUCGAACUUCUACCGCACGCCACGUCUCUACUUGUCUGGAUAUCUCUCGCCAUCGGAGCCACUACCACCACACCUGAUGAUGGAAGACAUUGUCGGCGACUACAAAGACAAGACCGUGACGCUGGAAGACUUCCCCUGGUUCGACGGGAGCGUGAAGAUGGCAACCGUGCAUCCAUGCCGGCACGCCUCAGUGAUGAAGACACUUCUCGACCGAGCUGACGCAGCCCUCAAGUCUCGCCGCGAAAAACUUAAGCAGUCCCAGUCUCGCGAAGAAGCGAACCGGAUACUCAAGUCAAGCGAGGGCGGUCUUGCCGGCCUCGUUGAUGACACGAAGGGCUUGUCGCUUGGCGAGCAUGCACAGGGUGAUGAGUGGGAGGUUCUUCAGCCAGAUGAGGAAGAGCAGUCUGCGAUCCGGGUGGAUCAGUACCUGGUUGUUUUUCUAAAGUUUAUUGCCAGCGUAACACCUGGUAUUGAACAUGACUUUACGAUGGGAGUGUAG